GAUACUGAUGAGUGUCAAUACCCAAACGUGUGCGACCCACAGGCUUCAUGCAACAACUACCCUGGAGGAUUUAAAUGCAGUUGUAAUACAGGAUGGCGGGGACAAGGGGAACAUCCUGUAUGUUAUGACAUUGAUGAGUGCACGGAAGGAAUUGACAGGUAAUGUUGAUUUGUUGUACUGGGAUUUCCUUUCGGGCUGAGUACGUGAUUGCCGUUAUAAUGUGACAAAUUUGUCAAGGACAAACCCACGUUAUUUAAGUAAUCAAAGCCUUCUAUCUCAUUUUCAAAAUGAUCAAAAUGGGUCACAGCAUGACUUCCUUUACCAUAUCAGCUCACGUUAAAUCUCAUGAACGGUUGUUCCUAAGAGAAGCCACGUUAUUAUUACGAAUUAUUAUUAUUAUUACGAAUUCAGUUUUGUCGGUUUUAGUUUUUGGGCCUUUGGUUUCUACCUAAAAGUCAAUACUGUUUGUAUUAUCAAAGGUGUCCUAAUCCGUCGACAUGUGUCAAUACCCUUGGAAGUUAUUAUUGUGUGUGUAAUCCAGGAUGGGAGAAAGUGUCAGAGUUCCAGUGUUCAGACAUAAACGAGUGCAGUCGUGGAAUCCACGGCUGCGAUCGCAACUCUUAUUGUGUUAACACAGCUGGAAGCUGGAAAUGCAUAUGUAACAGCGGAUGGUACCCAGAUCCAUCAAAUGCUCGUCUACCAACAUGCAGAGACGUGGACGAGUGCGUCGAUAAGCCCAAUGCUUGCCCGGUACAAUCAAAUUGUCUAAACUCUGCAGGCUCAUAUCGAUGCAACUGCUUGUCUAGCCCUGGUUGGAGGAAUCAAGGUGCGCACACUUGCGUCGAUAUUGAUGAGUGUUCUCAAGGAUCACACAGGUGCCCAUCCAAUUCGAGGUGUGUCAAUACGCAAGGGUCGUACCGUUGCAGCUGCGUGGCUGGUUGGAGAAACAAUGGUCAUUAUUCUUGUGUUGACAUUGACGAAUGUCUUCAAGGACGUUACAAUUGCAUGUCCAACUCACGCUGCGUCAAUACACAGGGAUCAUAUAGAUGUGACUGCGACCGGUGUUACUAUAAAUCUGGAAGUAGCUGUUAUGGUAUGUAUUAGCCCGUUACGCAAAUUACGCAUAAUUCUUUACAUUGCACAGAAACCGAAAUGUAAUAAUUGUUUUAAAACAAAACUGAAUGCAGGGCUGGCACUACGGCAAAGGGUUGAUUUAUUAUAGGCCAAUAUUUCGGCUAAAUAGAGCUAUACCGAGAGAAGAUAUCUUUUAACGGCUCCUAAAAUUUAAAUUCAAAAUUUACAUAAGUAGUUAAUGAUUAACUACAAUUAUAAAUACUAGAUAGAAUAAUAUACAGGUAGAUAAUUGUUUUGUUAGCAAAGAAUAUUUGACACAGCGCAGCAAAACAGCCGGGAUUUCUUCUUGAGCUUUAUUUUGAUCGACUUUUUUUAUUUGAUUGUUCAAAACAGUACAAGUCCCUUCAAGCACUUGAAAAUGAAUGUGCACAGAUGUUGUUACCGCCUACCACGUAGGUUAGCCCACCCCAGGUGUGAUUCCGGGUCGGCUGGGCUUAUAACCUACGUGGUAUAGAAAGAGCGAAAUAUUUUAAAUGAACAAUAAUCUAAUAUGAACUAUGCAGACAACCUAGUGACAUUUGCGGUAUUUGUCAUGAUUAUUUUACAGCCGACUGUUAUCAGGAAACUCAAUACUACUACACUUCCACUUAUACCAGCUAUACAACAUAUUACUCUAAAAGCUGUUAUCUGGGUCUCAAAAGAUGCAGAGAAUCACGGUAGGUAGCACGGGCAAGGGGUACUCAACAAGGUUUUACGUUGGUAGGCUCUACUGGGGCACCCAACGUCAAUGUUUAGAAAAAUAUCUGUUCGGAAGACGAUUUGAGAUCUAGAAUUUUCGGAACAUUUGUUGUAAAAGUUCUUGCUUGCCUGCCUCUCCUACAAUCCUGAACAAAACUACUUGAGAAAAUGUUUUCAUUAAUGCGCACUACCUAACGCAACAAAACUAUUCCCAAAUCAACGGCUUUGCGUAAAGAAACCCCCCUCCCCCAGUUCAAAGUUGCUUCCUACAAAUGCAGAGGGAUCCGGCUUUCUUUUGAAGACCCAACAACAUUGCUUCCAGGGGGAGAGGGGGAGGGAAGAAUCGGUCGGCUACGAAGUUUAGAAAAAAUGAGCCCCAAGAAGGCAAUUUUCUCAACAGUUUUGUCCAAGAUUGUAGCAUUUUCGAACAUCUAGAAAAUGGUAUAAUUGCCCAUUUUUAACGGAUUUUUACCCUAAAAAGGUCACCUAGAAUUUUCGGGAGCCUUUUUUCUGCCUGAAAUUUUCGAAAGGGUAAGUUUUGAUCCCUAUAAUUUUCGAAUCACUUGACUUUCAGCUAGAAAAUCCGAACAGGUGAAAAUUUUUAGGGGAUAAAAAUAUCCUAUAUCUACCGCUUAAAUACUAAAUACGUUUAACAAUGCUAUGUUUAAGUAGUUUUGAACUAUAUUCUCGUUUGGUGCCCCCGGCUCUACCCCAAGGUCCAAUCCCUUUCCCCUUUAUAUUUCAUUUGUGACAAAAGGUACCCUUUUCCUAUACCUUUUAUCACUGAAACUAGGACGUUUCUCGACUUGUUCUUAGCCAUAAAUUUCAUCUGUUAGCCGUUUUAUGGGUCUUUUUACAGACCGAAAUGACAGAUUUCUCUAUCGUUUCAUAUACUUCAACAAGUGAUUUCCCCACUCUUUCACAUACCUGAAGCCUGAAAAAGGCCCGGGGAGCCGGUACUCAACAAAUGUUUGCACGGGGAGGCUCCGUCCCGAGGUCCAACCCCUUACCCUUUUGUAUACCAUUUUUCAAGAAAAAGGUACCCCUUUCGUAUACCUUCUAUGGUACCCCUUUCACACACCUUGUUUAGAACUUUGCAUCCGUUUUAACUGCUGUAAAUGCACUGUCUUUGAAUUAGGACUCAAUCUCAAAAACAGAACGUUUUCUCGACUUUUUAAAGCCAUAAAAUUCAUGUUCUAAUCCUUUUGGGCCCUUUUACAGACCCAAAUGACAGAUUUCCCCACCCUUUUAUACACUUCAACUAGUGAAAUCCCUACUCUUUCAUAUACCUGAAGCCUGAAAAAGUACCCCUUUAGGGCGGAGCCUCCCCGCAUAGGCCAUCAUAGGGAGUACCCCACGGGGAAAAAGGUCGCCCUUUUCGGCGGAGCCUCCCCGUUAUAGGCAGCACCCUCCCCCCUCCCCCCCCCUCGGGCCUCGGGGUAGCAAGGCAUGCAAUAUGACCCUCAGUAGAUCUAGGAUAGUAACAUGUAGUAAGUGCCAGAGCAAGAUAAUGCAAAGUUAAAGUACUGCUAAGUAGCUGUCACUGACUACAGUAUUUGCCAACAUUUGAUUGUCCAACCGGAAUUUCCGGGUUCCUAUGUGAAUGGUAAGUAUCACCGGGGGUCCGGGAAGCCCUAGUCUACUACAUAGCCGUUUUUAGUGUCGUCACGUAACGCUCCUCCCCACAAAGGAGGUUACAAGACGACACUAAAAACGGCUGUGUAGCAGACUAGGGAAGCCCCGCUGUAAGACGAAAUCGAGAUAUUGCCCUAUAUCUACUUACGUUAGCUGACCUGGUAUUUUUCCGUUUUCCGUAGGAAGAAACGAAAGACAAAAAGUGUAAGAAAAGAACGUAAGGUCUGGGUUGCCAACCGUCAUGGAGCAAGUUGUCCGUGCUAUUGA
Messenger RNA from Porites lobata, 3714 nucleotides. NCBI's taxonomy places the organism in Eukaryota, Metazoa, Cnidaria, Anthozoa, Scleractinia, Poritidae. The record is from the annotation of a GenBank genome assembly.